This is a messenger RNA of Pisolithus orientalis, 849 nucleotides long. RefSeq lists its product as uncharacterized. The coding region runs from base 1 to 849 and encodes 282 amino acids. The record is from RefSeq and is a predicted model, not a curated record. NCBI's taxonomy places the organism in Eukaryota, Fungi, Basidiomycota, Agaricomycetes, Boletales, Pisolithaceae. The transcript is spliced from 5 exons.
AUGGUCAAGCAUAUCCCACCUGCCAUCAAGCAGCUUUUGACCUUGCGAAAUCCUGAAGCGUGGCCAAGUCCGCCUAUCGAGCGACUCCACCGCGUUUUUGCACGUACCCUGAACGAGGCCAAGCAGCUGAACGCCGAAACCGGCUGGCUUGUUCUAUCGACAUGCACACUCCUUACCACCAACCGCCCCUCGGCUGUGGGUUACUUGUAUCGAUUCGCUACUAGAGGGGAUCCGGGCUCGGCUGAAACACGUCGCAACUUGGAGGAUGCCAUCAGCAGAGCUGCCGUCAUGCGGGAGGCAGCACUGAAGAGUGUCAUCUUCGUUGGCGUACCACGGACGAUCUUGUCAUUAGCGAGCUUGAGAGAGGCAGUCGAAGACGAUGUGUAUGCUGCACUGCGGAAGCAUGUCAUCAGGUAUGCGCGCCCACAGAACAUCGAGGCCACCAUCGAAAGGGGUAUGGCCUUGUGGAAGUCAAUCUAUGAUCCUCAUGCCGUCAAGUUGCACAACAAAUUAGGGGACCUUCAUCCGGAUUUCAUUGCGUUCAUCAUUCAGGCGUACGGCACGGUCCUGUCCCCUCUGCCGCGAGGGCAGCUAGAACAAGGUAAUCUGACUCGGGCAUUGGGUUCGGUUGUCGGGAUCGCGACCCUCCGUGCACAAGGAAGAGUUGGUCCCCAGCUCACCAGCCAUGUAUUUGGGCUCUUGAAGGCUCGAUACGAAAAGGACUUGAACGAGGAGGACAAGUUUCUCUCUAGUGACGAGGGUACAGAAUGGGUCAUACGCAAAGUGGACGAGAUCGUCGACGCCGUAACUGCGGACAUGCAGGACACCCAGGCGAGGGUAAAGCUGUAG